AUGACGACGCCAAACUCCAACGCGUAUGCCCAAGAGCACUACAGCGGGCUCGAGGUGGACACCCGCCAGUCGCCCCUCAGCAGUGCGGGAGGAUGGAACGCCGACGACUUGACCAAGUUCCGACUCGCCGACCAGAACCCGAGCAGUGCACCGCAGGUCCACAACCCCGAUCUCCCGGAGGUGGCUCCGUACUAUGGGCAGGACUACUCGAUGCCGCAGGCCGUUGACGCGGCACACGGCAACGGCCACGGCAACGGCACGGGAUAUGGACAGACGUACUACGCGCCGAAAGAGAACCCCGAUUCACCAGAAGUGACCGAGAUCCACGAGGAGAAGAGGCCAAAAUUAAUAUGCGGGAUGAAGAGGAAGAUGUUUUGGAUCGUCCUGGCGAUUGCAAUUGUUGUCGUGAUCGCUGCCGGUGUUGGCGGAGGCGUCGCUGGAUCGGCUGCUGCUGCGAAUAGCUCUCAAUCAGACAGCUCAUCAAGCGGAUCGGGCAGCGGAAGUGGAAGUGGGAGCGGAAGCGGUGACAGCAGCGGUGGAAGCGGAAGCAGCGGAGACACGAACAAUUCGACAGAUACAGGAGUGAUUCUCCCUGCGACGAAUAUCGGAUCAUUGAAUUUCACGGAUCAGUAUGGAUGGGAGAACUCGAUGGUCUUCUUUCAGCUGAGAAACAAGAAGGUCUGGCAGUCUUACUGGAAUGCGUCAACAAAUGUCUGGACCUCGGCCGACGCCAAGGUACUGGACACCGUGAAGGAAGGCACACCAAUCUCCAACAGUCUGUUAUGGCACAGCAAGACGUCCCGCGACGCCCGUAUCUACUACCUUAACGAAGACAACAAAGUCAUGGGCCAGAUCAAUGGGAACCCCGCCUACGGGGCAACCUGGGACCAGUCUGGCGUCUCUGACACAUACACUGCGGCGAGCACUUCGCAACUCUUAUCCAACGGCCAAUAUACCAAUGACUCAUACCUUGACAACCUGGUGGUCUACCAAGACUCCGGCAGCGUCAUCCGCGUCAUCCGUCGAAUCGGCAGCGGAGCCACCGACUGGCAGGUCAAUGGUAUCGAUACCGGAUUCGGCACCCCGGCCUUGGGUACUUCCAUGUCUCUCAUCCCCAUCCAGACGAUCGAGACGAACAAGACUAUGAGGCUUUUUUACAUCUCCACAGCAGGCGCAAUCAUCGGCCUGACAGUGUUCAGCAACAACAACACCUGGAUCGGAGAGACGCUGCCCGCGACCGUCGCCACAAACUCGUCCCUCGCAGCGUUCUCAUAUGGCUAUGACACCGACCUCACUAUGCAUGUUUUGGCAACGCAAGAAGGCAAGGCGCCGAUUCUGACGACGUACUCUGGCGGCGAGUGGACGAACCAGGGCGAAAUUGCGGCCAUGUCUGGGGACGAUAUGCCGACUAAGAUCGCAGCCAACCUCGCGGGCCGGGUUUACGGCGUCGUAGAAAGGAACGCUACGAAGGUGGAGAUUGUGGGAUGGAAGUGGACAAACGGCACGACGUACGAAAAGAUUGGCGUGGUCGACGUUAGCACAUAA
Colletotrichum chrysophilum is the source of this 1545-nucleotide messenger RNA. RefSeq lists its product as uncharacterized. NCBI's taxonomy places the organism in Eukaryota, Fungi, Ascomycota, Sordariomycetes, Glomerellales, Glomerellaceae. Bases 1 to 1545 code for a protein of 514 amino acids. The transcript has 2 exons. The record is from RefSeq and is a predicted model, not a curated record.